AUGACCUUCUCUUGGCCAAAAGGCUAUCUGGAAAACCUGCCAGUUACCCGCCGUCAUGGCAUUUACCCUACUAUCGAUCCUGAGCAGGCUUGGAAAGAACAGAGUUACCAUGACAAGGUGGUCCUCGUCGUGGGAGCCUCGCGAGGUAUCGGACAAAUGGUCGCUCUGUUCUACGCGAAGGCCGGUGCUUCGGUCGCCGUUGCGGGGCGGUACCAGGACACGCUGGACAAAACGAAGGAUAUGAUCAUGAAUGAGAAGACCGAUGCACAAGUCAUGACCUGCUGCGUCGAUGUCAAGGAUAGUGGUGCGGCGCAGGGAGCCGUCCUGUCCGCUGUACAGCGUUGGAAACGCCUUGAUAUCCUAGUGGCCAACUCUGGCGCAAUCAAUCCAUUCGACAAGACAAUGGCGGAACGUGAUCCUGAUGCCUGGUGGGAGGUCUUCACAGUCAAUGUCAAGGGAGUAUACAACUUUGUUCGGGCCAGCGCUCCCUAUCUGAACGAGACCCGAGGGUAUCUUGUGGUCGUCAGCUCCAUAGGCGCUCAGCUUCGAACACCUCUCGGCAGCGAGUAUAAUAUCUCGAAGCACACCCUGAAUAGAUUGGUCGAGUAUGUUGUUCAGGAAAAUACAAAUCUGAUCGCAUACUCCUUCCAUCCCGGAAGCGUCAAGACUGAGCUAUUGAAGGAGUCCAAGCUCGAGGAACUAGGAGCACCGGCAGACGAUCCGCCCGAGCUACCAGCUGCGGUCCUGUUGUAUCUCACCUCUGGUAGAGCAAACUGGUUGAAUGGGCGGUACGUGGAUGCGUCCUGGGAUCUUGAGGAGGUCGAGAGGGUUUGGAAAGACAAGAUACUCGAGGAAGAUCUGCUCGUCAAUAAGCUGGCCGUAUGA
Molecule: messenger RNA, 885 nt
Organism: Peniophora sp. CBMAI 1063
Lineage: Eukaryota; Fungi; Basidiomycota; Agaricomycetes; Russulales; Peniophoraceae
Source: the annotation of a GenBank genome assembly